This is a messenger RNA of Orycteropus afer afer, 2676 nucleotides long. Its product is annotated as GPI ethanolamine phosphate transferase 1. Gene Ontology annotation, biological process: GPI anchor biosynthetic process. Gene Ontology annotation, cellular component: endoplasmic reticulum membrane. Gene Ontology annotation, molecular function: mannose-ethanolamine phosphotransferase activity. The transcript has 27 exons. Lineage: Eukaryota; Metazoa; Chordata; Mammalia; Tubulidentata; Orycteropodidae. The record is from RefSeq and is a predicted model, not a curated record. The coding region runs from base 1 to 2676 and encodes 891 amino acids.
AUGCUGCUGUUCUUUAUCUUGGGAUUGCUCGUACAUCUUGUGUUCUUUGCCUCCAUCUUUGACAUUUACUUUACGUCCCCUUUGGUUCACGGGAUGACUCCUCAGUUUACACCAUUGCCUCCUCCAGCAAGAAGAUUAGUGCUGUUUGUUGCUGAUGGCUUGAGAGCAGAUGCACUUUAUAAGUUAGAUGAAGAUGGAAGUUCCAGAGCGCCGUUUCUCAGGAAUAUCAUAAUGCAUGAAGGUAGCUGGGGGGUCUCUCAUACACACGUGCCAACGGAAUCUCGGCCAGGACAUGUAGCCCUGAUUGCUGGAUUUUAUGAGGAUGUCAGUGCUGUUGCCAAAGGAUGGAAGGAAAAUCCUGUGGAAUUUGAUUCUCUUUUUAAUGAAAGCAAAUACACAUGGAGUUGGGGAAGCCCAGAUAUCUUACCUAUGUUUGCAAAAGGUGCUAGCGGAGACCAUGUUUAUACACAUAGUUAUGGUGCUGAACGAGAGGAUUUUGGUGCCCAUGAUGCAACAAAACUAGAUACUUGGGUUUUUGAUAAUGUUAAGGACUUCUUUCAUGCUGCCAGAAACAACCAGUCUUUGUUUUCUAAAAUAAAUGAAGAGAAAAUAGUUUUUUUCUUGCACUUAUUAGGAAUAGAUACAAAUGGACAUGCUCAUCGACCAUACUCGAGAGAAUACAAGGACAAUAUUAAAAAAGUUGAUGAUGGAGUGAAAGAAAUCGUGUCCAUAUUUAAAAGUUUUUAUGGAAAUGAUGGGAAAACAUCAUUCAUCCUUACCUCUGACCAUGGAAUGACAGACUGGGAAUGGAAACUGGAGAACUGGAAGAGGCUUGAUGUCAAUCAGGCUGACAUCGCACCAUUGAUGGCUUCUCUGAUUGGAGUUCCCUUUCCCCUUAAUUCAGUGGGAAUCCUUCCUGUGGAUUAUCUUAACAACACUGAUCUCUUCAAAGCUGAGAGCAUGCUUACAAAUGCAGUCCAGAUUCUUGAACAGUUCAAGGUGAAAAUGACUCAGAAAAAAGAAGUUACGUUAUCAUUUUUGUUUACUCCAUUUAAGUUACUUUCUGAUUCUAAACAGCUCAACAUUUUAAGAAAAGCAAGAUCUUAUAUAAAACAGAGAAAGUAUGAUGAAGUAGUCUCCCUUUGCAAGGAGCUGAUUAAUCUUGCAUUGAAAGGAUUGUCCUAUUAUCACACUUACGACAGAUUCUUUUUGGGUAUCAAUGUUGUUACUGGUUUUGUGGGAUGGACAUCUUAUGUUUCUUUGUUGAUCAUCAAGUCUCAUUCCAACCUUACAAGAUGUGUUAGCAAAGAAGUUAAGAAACCAAGCUGGUUCUUGCUGUGUAGUUUUAUAGUGACUGGCGUCUUAGUGGCAUUCUUCCUGCUGAUUCAAGCCUGUCCCUGGACUUACUACAUAUAUAGUUUGUUGCCGGUGCCCAUAUGGUAUGCAGUUCUAAGAGAAUUUCAAGUUAUUCAGGAUCUUGUCGCCUCACUGUUGACCUUCCCUCUGCGUCAUUUUGUUGGCUGUCUGUUAGUCUUUACCUUGGGAAUUGAAGUAUUGGUUCUCAGUUUUUUCUACCGCUAUAUGCUUACAGCUGGACUCAUUGCAUUUGCGGGCUGGCCAUUUUUCACUCGGCUGUGGACUCGAGCGAAGGUCACAUCACUGGGUUGGACUCUUUUCUCUUUGCUUCUGGCGGUGUUCCCACUGAUGCCUGUUGUAGGACGAAAGCCAGAUAUCACCCUAGUAAUGGGUGCAGGCUUUCUGAUUCUUCUGCUGUCCCUGUUUGUCAUAACCUCUCUCCUGAGAAAAGAUAAUUUUUUAAAGGAAGAGCUGGUGGUGUAUCUAUUACAGAUGCUGAGCACGGUGCUGUCCAUGCUUGUUGUGAAUAGCACCCAUGACAGUCUCCUCCGGAAACAAGGGCUGCCUCUUCUGAAUCAGACUGUUAGCUGGGCCGUGCUAGCGUCCUCCUUGGUUGUGCCACUGCUGAGUCCCACGGCUGUCUUCCAGCGACUGCUUAGCAUACUUCUGUCCUUGAUGCCGACCUACCUUCUUCUGAGCACGGGGUAUGAAGCUCUUUUCCCAUUGGUCUUGUCUUGCUUGAUGUUUGUCUGGAUACACAUGGAACAGGAAACCCUGCAACAAACUGGUGUUGCCUGUAGGCAGAAGCUCACCAGUAUCAAAUUUUCCUAUAAUACGGAUAUAACUCAGUUCCGACAGCUCUAUCUGGAUGACGUCCGCAGGGCCUUUUUCUUUGUUUUCUUUCUCGUGACAGCAUUUUUUGGAACUGGCAAUAUAGCAUCUAUUAACAGCUUUGACCUUGCCUCUGUCUAUUGCUUUCUGACUGUGUUUAGUCCAUUUAUGAUGGGAGCCCUGAUGAUGUGGAAGAUUUUAAUCCCUUUUGUUCUUGUGAUGUGUGCUUUUGAAGCAGUUCAGUUAACUACCCAGUUAUCAUCCAAAAGCCUUUUUCUCAUUGUUCUUGUUAUAUCAGACAUUAUGGCUCUGCAUUUUUUCUUCUUGGUCAAGGAUUAUGGCAGCUGGCUUGACAUUGGAACAAGCAUCAGCCACUAUGUGAUUGUCAUGUCCAUGACCAUAUUUCUGGUGUUUCUCAAUGGCCUAGCCCAACUGCUCACGACGAAGGAGCUCAGACUGUGUGGGAAACCCAAAAGCCAUCUCAUAUGA